AUGAAAGGCCGGUGGCGCAAAGACAAGCGACCGGCAGCGGAGAAGCCGAACGGGGCAGGUUCUUUUGCAGGAGGCUCGGCGGGCCAGCAAGCUCCGAACAACAUUCUUGCAGGUUUCAGAUUUUCUGGGACCGUCGACAAGGCUGCAGAGCAGCAAAGGGAGUGUUACGAAAAUGCCCAUGCUUCUCUUGUUCGCAGUCAAUUUGCAAUGUGCGACGGAGAGACCCACGAUGAUUUCAUGAAAGCGCUCACGGGAGGCAGCAUUUACAUUCCUGCCUUUUUCAAUGCGAGCGAAAGCGAGGCGAUCUUCAACGCCCUCAUGAAGGAGCUUUCGGACUACGCAAACGAACAGCAGCCGCCCCAGGCAGCUGCGAGUGAAGAGGCUGCCGCUGCUGCAGCAAGUGGGCCAGCUGCUGCAGCAAGCGGGCCAGCUGCUGCAGCAAGCGGGCCAGCUGCUGCAGCAAAUGGGCCAGCUGCUGCAGCAAGCGGGCCAGCUGCUGCAGCAAAUGGGCCAGCUGCUGCAGCAAAUGGGCCAGCUGCUGCAGCAAAUGGGCCGGCUGCUGCAGCAAAUGGGCCAGCUGCUGCAGCAAAUGGGCCCGAGGCGGCACUGAGCGGCGCGGGCGUGUGCCGGUGGUCGCGGCACUUGAAGCACGAAAACCCCGAGGGCUUUCCCACUUUUCAAAAAGUAGUUCAACGCAUUUCGAGUUAUUUCGACUUGGAGAUUUUCGCAACUAGAAUGAACAUCUACCCCGACGGCUCCCACUGGAAGCCUCACCACCACGACUCCCACGCCUACUCCUCAGAGAGGAACCAAGCAGAGGACUUCACCGUGGGCGCGUCGUUUGGGGCGCAGCGAGCCCUCGAGUUUGCGCACGUGAAGAGUGGCCUUAAGUUUCGCUUUCCGCAAACAAGCGGCUCCAUUUUUUCGUUUAACUCUUUUGUCAACAAGAGCUUCACUCACGGCGUGCCGGCGGAGCCGGCUGCCAGCGUGGGCCCCCGCAUAUCCAUCAUUGUGUGGGGCCGGCGCCGCUCGCUGAACAAGUUGAAUGCCUGUGCCAGCGAAUUGAAACAGUAA
Molecule: messenger RNA, 1074 nt
Organism: Eimeria necatrix
Lineage: Eukaryota; Apicomplexa; Conoidasida; Eucoccidiorida; Eimeriidae
Exons: 4
Coding region: 1-1074 (357 amino acids)
Source: RefSeq, a predicted model, not a curated record